UCGAUAAUGUCGACGCUGGCAUCGACACCCGCCCACUAUCAACCCGCCAGCGUUCUGAUACAGUUUAGUAGACUGGGACUGUCCUUGACUUUGUGCACUCCCAACUUUUGUUUAUGUCAGCUUACUACGAUACGAUACGGUGAGGAGAAAGGAGCAUGAGAAGCCACCGUGUCGGACUUGAGACGUCAUGGAGAUACCCGCAUCCCCCGCGGACACCGGCGGCAAGACCUGCUCGUCGCUGACGGUGGACGACGUCUACGAGAUAGCCAAAGGUGUCGGCGCCGAGCUCGAGAGGCUCAUCGACGGCCACGGCCAGGAGAGCGUCCUGGGCCUGCUUCCCCGGGUGCUCCGCGUCCUGGAGCUUCUGGAGAGCUUCGCGGCCAGGAACCAGGCGCACAAGCACCGGGAGGAAGAACUGCUCAGGACCUUCGAGAGCCUGCAGCUGCAGCACCGGAGACGCGCGGGCAACGACCACAUCAACGACAGACAUGAGAUUCAGGAGCAGCAACAGAAGGAGCUGCAGUGGAGGAGCAAGUGUGAGGAGCUGCAGGUCCACGUUCAGCAGCUACAGGAGGACAACCAGCAGCUGCAGAGCAGGCUGAAAGGCAACCAUGCACAGGACGACCGAGUGCAGCGGCAGGAGCGAGAAGUAAUGCUGAAGCUGAAGCAGGUGGUGGACAAGCAAAGAGAUGAGCUGAGGGCAAAAGUACAACAGAUCACCACCAUCUCCAAGGAAGUGGAGGCGCUCCAGGAGCAGUUGGACCGCUUCAUGAAGAUGAAUGCGGAGCUGCGGCACAAGCAGAGCGUGCUACAGGCCCAGCUCACGAGCACGGUGGAGAGGAAGGCCGACAUGGAGGCCGACCUGAAAGAGAAAGUCAAAGUGAUCGAGAAGCUGCAAGCACAGAUGGACAGAACCAACAGCAAUAGCCAUGCCAGUCCAAGUCCCAUCGAUAGUCAAACGGAGCCUUCGGCUGACCACAAGGAUCCUGAUCAGCCGUGCUUCACCAAGAAGGAGAUGCGAGACAUCAUUUUUGAGAGGAACGAGCUCAGAACUAACCUCUUCCUGGUGCAAGAAGAGCUCAACUACUAUCAAAGGGAGAUUCUGAACGAGGAACGGUGUCCAGGGUUCCUCAUGGAAGCUGUGCGUUCGGCCAUCACAAAAAAGAGAAAAUUAAUCAAAGCCAAGAUGCUGGGAAUUCCUGUGAAUGACUGCAGCAGCGAUGAAGAAGACAAGAGUCCUCUGACAGAAGUCGAUGGCACUGAAAAACCAGCAGAGUCACGUAUUAGAAACCUCUUUGGCUUCCUGGCGUGGAAGGGCGGCGGCCGUAGCCCCGCCCACAUGAGCAACGCCACGUCCAGCUGGGAGAUCCUCGCCGACUCCGAGGCCAGCGAGGAGCCGCCGCAGCAGCAGAGGUCUUCCUGAGACCGGGACGAAAAAAAAAAAGACAAAUCUGCAAGUGUUUCUCUCACCUCAACCUUUGCUACUUUUACUUCACGCCUGCUGCAAGCCUACUAUGCAAGUGUUCAGACACGUGUGAACGUGUUUUUAAACAAAACACCUUCUUUUUUUAUGCAUUUCAGCCUUUUUAAUCCCCCUCAGAUUUGUAUUUUAUUAUUUUUUUAUUCAGUUAAAAAAAAGUCAAUAGUCAUUAGGAGUGUGAACCUAACGAUUCAAUCAGAUUCCGAUUCCUGGGGAGACGAUUUGAUUCAGAAUUGAUUCUCGAUUCGACACAAUUUUCGAUUCAAAGCGAUUUUUGCAAUGUAUUAUUUGGUAUAAUAAUAAUUAAAACAGGUUACAGGUUAGAAAAGUUCCUUCUGGUUGCAUGGAAAUGUCUUAACUUUUUCAGCUAAUUUUGCACUCUUUUUGUUUAUUGCGCAGACAUACACCUUGCAGACAUGCACGAUAUUGCCAAAAGUAUUUGGCCGCCUGCCUUUGCUGACAUAUAAACAAGUUAAAAUUUAAAGUACCAAUGAUUGUCACAAACACACUAGGUGUGGUGAAAUUUGUCGUCUGCAUUUGACCCAUCCCCUUGUUAACCCCCUGGGAGGUUAGAGGAGCAGUGGGCAGCAGCGGUGGCCGCGCCCGGGAAUCAUUUUUGGCGAUUUAACCCCAAAUUCCAACCCUUGAUGCUGAGUGCCAAGCAGGGAGGUAAUGGGUCCCAUUUUUAUAGUCUUUGGUAUGACUCGGCCGGGGUUUGAACUCACAACCUGCCGAUCUCAGGGCGGACACUCUAACCCAGGCCUGGGCAAUUAUUUUGACUUGGGGGCCACAUUUAGAGAAAAAAAUGUGUUUGGGGGCCGGUAUAUCUAUUUUUGUGAACACUAAUACAAAACCUCACAAUAAUCUCUAAAUCAAUGCUAAAAGCGUUUUUGACAGACCGCCUUAAAAAACAUAAUGGAAUUAAAAAAUUUUCUAUGAAGGAUAAAAAACUAAAUAUUGACAAAAUAUGACGUCACACCCCCUUUCGAUCGACAAUUUUUUUUACAAUCAAGUGAAACGCAAAAAAAAGUGAAAUAUGAAUGCGAAGGGUACAAAAUAAACCCACUUACAAUCUGAUAUAUCUGAUACAUCACUAAGCUUUAGAACUUUGUUGUGAAAAUCUCUUUCCGCGUCUGUGGAAACGCUCCCCACCCACACUGCUUGGUGCCUCGUCUGAGCUGCCGUGACUUACAUUACCAUAGUAACUAAUUAGAUGAUCAUAGUAACUAAUUAGAUUACCAUAGUAACUAGUAUAUCAUCCAUAAGCGUGUUGUUCAAAACUUACGGUCGUUAGAAAACAUGACUGCACAUCAUAAUGGCAGCUCCACUUUCCAUCUUAAAGAUCUCAAAAAAAUUAUUUGGGAAUGUCCGGCGGGCCAGAUUGAAAAGCUCAACGGGCCGCAUAUGGCCCCUGGGCCUUAAUUUGCCCAGGUCUGGUCUAACCACUUUGCUCACAUAUGAACUUGGAGUGCCAUCCCAUGGAAUUGUCCAAAAUGUUUUGGUAUCCUGGAGCAUUCAAAGUUCCUUUCCCUGGGACUAAGGGGCCAAGCCCAACUCCUGAAAACCAACCCCACACCAUAAUUCCUCCUCUCCCAAAUUUCACACUGGGCACAAUUCCGUUCAAAAUGUAGCAUUCUCCUGGCAACCUCCAAACCCAGACUGGUCCAUCAGAUUGCCAGAUGAAAAAGCGUGACUCAUCAGUCCAGAGAAGGCGUCUCCACUGCUCUAGAGUCCAGUGGCGACGUGCUUUACACCACUGCAUCCCACGCUUUGCAUUGGACUUGUUGAUGUAUGGCUUAGAUGCAGUUGCACGGCCAUGGAAAGCCAUUCCAUGAAGCUCUCUGCGUACUGCACGUGGGCUAAUUGGAUGGUCACAUGAAGUUUGGAGCUCUAUACUAACUGACUUUCCAGAAAGUCUUUGCACUAUGUGCUUCAGCAUCCGCUGACUCCUCUCUGUCAGUUUGCGUGGCCUACCACUUGGUGGCUGAAUUGCUGUUGUUCCCCAAAUCUUCCAUUUUCUUAUAAUAAAGCGUACAGUUGACUUUGGAAUAUUUAGGAGCGAGGAAAUUUCACGACUGUAUUUGUUGCACAGGUAGCCGCAUCCUAUGACAGUUCCACGCUGGAAAUCUCAGAAAUCAACUUCCUUUCACAAAUGUUCAUAGAAACAGUCUCCAUGCCCAAGUGCUUGACUUUAUACACCGGGCCAAGUGAUUAGGACACCUGAUUCUUAUUAUUUGGAAAGGUGGCCAAAUACUUUUGGCAAUAUAGUGUAUAACUCGGUGUAUGACACAUGCUAACUGUUAACAUGCCAAUGUUAGCACGCUAACUUUUUCAGCUAAUUUUGCAACUCAACCCCAGACAUAUUAUAUAUUGGCAUGUGACACAUGCUAACUUUAUAUUUUUGCAAAUUUUCCAACUGUUCAAUAAAACUUGGUAUGUGACACGCUAACCGUUAGCAUGCUAAUAUUAACAUGCAAAUUUUUUAAGAAAAUGUCGCAAUCGCUUACACCAGAGACAUGUAACUUGGUGUAUGACACAUGCAAAUGUUAGCAUGCAAAAUGUUUUAGUUAAUUUUGUAACCGUUGAACCUAGAGUCAUACAACUUCAUACUUGAAACAUGCUAACUGUUCUCAUGUUAACCACGGUAUGCUAUCAUGCUAACUUGUUUUGCUAAUUUUUUGUCAGAAAUACACCUUUGAGUCAUUACCAUACUUGCCAACCGUCCCGAUUUUUUCGGGAGACUCCCGAAUUUCAGUGCCCCUCCCGAAAAUCUCCCGGGGCAACCAUUCUUCCGAAUUUCUCCCGAUUUCCACCCGGACAACAAUAUUGGGGGCGUGCCUUAAAGGCACUGCCUUUAGCGCCCUCUACAACCUAUCGUCAAUUCCACUUUUCCUCCAUACAAACAGCGUCACAUUAUAAAUGCGGCUUUUGCAGACACACACAAGUGAAUGCAAGCCAUACUUGGUCAACAGCCAUACAGGUAUCACUGAGGGUGGUCGUAUAAACAACUUUAACACUGUUACAAAUACGAAUGACAAACACAUUUCGGGAGAAACACCGUAACACAACAUAAACUCAACAGAACAAAUACCCAGAAUCCCUUGCAGCACUAACUCUACCUCCAAACCCCGCCCACCUCAACCCUGCCCCCCCUCCCUAUCUCCCGAAUUCGGAGAUCUCAAGGUUGGCAAGUAUGGUCAUUACACUUAUUACCUGAUACCUGUUAACAGCGCGCAUGCAAACAGUUAGCAUUUCAGUUCGACUCGCACGUUUUUGCGGUGGCAUUCACGCGCAAUUCUUACCGAAAUUGCACAGAUUCUUGUUAAAAAUCGGUUCUUAUGAAAAAAAAUAUUUUUGGGAAAUUUUUACUCAUUUCAGAUGACAAUCGCAAUUCAGAUGUGAAUUAAUUUUCUACAGAGUAGUUAUUUUAACUGAAAAAAGUUAUACAUCAUCUAUAUUUAUCAAUCCUUUAUUUUUUUAAAAGCCAAAGAAUAACACAGAAGUAUUUGGGAGUGAGUAGUGAACCUGUAUAAAAAAGCACAUCUGUUCCUUUUAUCGUUCAAUCAUUAAAUCAAUGUUUACUUAUAUAGCCCUAAAUCACGAGCGUCUCAAAGGGCUGCACAAGCCACGACGAUAAAUAAUCAUAGCAAUUUAACCACAAAUCUGUCAUGGUAACUUUGAAUGCAAUUAUAUGAAUUUGAAUCGAAUUUGAGUUGAGGUCGCAAACCGGAAGUAGAAUUGUAAUUCCAUGAAAUUAAAUUCAAACUCUUCGAAUUAAUGAAAAAUUCCAAAUGUGUGGUUUUCCACAAGCCUGGUAUAAAAAGGAUGACAAGGUGUUAGCAUUCUUUAAGCAGUCCGUGCACACUAACCCCAUGAGCCUGAAACUAUCGCUUGAAUUUAGGCGAAUUAUGUAUCGAAAGUAAUAAUUACAUGAGGAAAAAAAAAGGCGUUUUCUGAGCGUUGUGGCUGACUAAACUUGUAUUUUUAACGUGGAUGACCUCAUAACCAUGUGCAUAUAUUAAGAUAUAUUUUGCAUACUGUUUGCUUUUAGCUCGGCUCUUUAAUUUGGGAAAUGAGCCAAAGUAGUUUUGGUUGGCCACAACAUGCUCAGUCACUGUUGUUUUAAGAAAGGGGUUGAGGGGACAUGAUCUUGAUCCAUUUAGUUCUCCCUAAAGUACUGUUGCAGUUUAUUUUUGUAAGCUUGAAUUCUGUUUAUGACAACAAAAAAUAAAGACGGAUGCAAAUGUGUCCCAAAAAAAAAUGA
Nerophis ophidion (straightnose pipefish) is the source of this 5744-nucleotide messenger RNA. RefSeq names its product Rab interacting lysosomal protein (gene rilp). The coding region runs from base 188 to 1423 and encodes 411 amino acids. Gene Ontology annotation, biological process: cilium assembly. The transcript has 8 exons. Gene Ontology annotation, cellular component: cytoplasm; ciliary basal body. The record is from RefSeq and is a predicted model, not a curated record. NCBI's taxonomy places the organism in Eukaryota, Metazoa, Chordata, Actinopteri, Syngnathiformes, Syngnathidae. Gene Ontology annotation, molecular function: protein dimerization activity.